Chanos chanos (milkfish) is the source of this 1755-nucleotide messenger RNA. Its product is annotated as translocon-associated protein subunit alpha. Lineage: Eukaryota; Metazoa; Chordata; Actinopteri; Gonorynchiformes; Chanidae. The transcript has 9 exons. The record is from RefSeq and is a predicted model, not a curated record. The coding region runs from base 74 to 937 and encodes 287 amino acids. Gene Ontology annotation, cellular component: endoplasmic reticulum membrane; endoplasmic reticulum.
CACCCCUCAAAACUUCUUUCUUUUCUCCCUUGCCUGCUGAGCUGUAGUUAGCUACUAAGUUUAGAGCGUCAAAAUGUUUGCAUUUGGGUCGAAAUUACUUUUGUUAUUCCUUCUGGCUUUUCCAUGUGGCCUCAUGACAGCCAGAGUAGCAGCUGAGGAUGAGACGAUUGACGAGGCCUCAGAUGCGGCUGUGGAGGAGGAGGAAGAGGAGGAAGAAGAUGAAGAUGAGGUUGUAGUUGAAGAGCCUCAAGUGUCAGACACGGACUCAGAGGAUGAACUCGAUGAAGAUUCAACUGCCACAGGUGUAACUUCCCACCCAGAUGCUGAUACAACCAUCAUCUUUGUCUCAGGAGAAGAAUUUCCUGCCAAUGAAAUUGUGAAAUUCCUUGUGGGUUUCACCAACAAAGGCGGUCAGGACUUCAUUGUCCAGUCUCUGGAGGCCUCUUUCCGUUAUCCUCAGGACUAUCAGUUCUACAUCCAGAAUUUCACAGCUUUGCCCCUGAAUACAGUGGUCCAGCCCCAGAAACAGGCCUCAUUUGAGUAUUCUUUCAUCCCUGCUCAGCCAAUGGCUGGUCGUCCUUUUGGACUGGUCAUUCUGUUGAACUACCAGGACAGUGAGGGCAGUGCUUUCCAGAGUGCUGUUUACAAUCAGACAGUUACCAUUACUGAGAUUGACGAGGGACUGGACGGAGAGACAAUGUUCAUGUACAUCUUCCUGGCUGGAUUGGUCAUCCUCAUGGUCUUUGGAAUGUACCAGCUCCUGGAGUCUAGAACGAGGAGAAGAGUUCCAGUGAAGGUGGAGACAGGAACAGGGAGUAUGAAUGAUGUGGAUAUCAGCUGGAUCCCUCAGGAGACCCUGAAUGUCAUGAGCAAAGCCUCACCCAAAGCUUCUCCCAGGAAACGUGCCAAAAGGGCGGCUGGCACGACAGAUCAGUGAACCAUGUUGCGCACAAUUCCGAUCAGUCCAGCAGCAAACCCCUUCCCCACACAGGGCACAUAAGGUGUCCCAUAACCCACAAGCACCCAAGACUUCCCCCUUGCUGUCCAGCACCUUAUGCUCUAUGUAACACUCAGACCAGAGACUUUGGGCACUGGGAGUGAAACUACCCUCUGCUGGAUAACGUCUUACAAUCUCAGAAGAAAUCUACCUGCCAGUUUACCAUAGGAGUAUGACUUGUGGUUUUUGUUUAGUUUUUUCUCCAAAGCAGUAUUUGAGCUAAGGUACAGACCCAGACUGGGAAAAAAAGGGAUAUAUAUAUAUAUUUUUUAAUUACCAUUGCAAAGCAAACAAUAAGUUGAAUUCCAGUUAUGGUGCCAAACCUUUUGUUAUUAAUUUAGAUGCUGGAUUUAUUUCAUUUUGUUAUGUCAUGAUUGUCAUUGUUAUAUAAUUUUCUAAUGAUGCCUCUGACUCCCUGCCUUGUCCCAGAUGAUUUAUAUCGUCAGUGACCAUACACUACAAUAGAAGACCCAAUAUGAGAAAUUAAUGUUGAAUCUGUUUGUAGAUUCAUUAACUUCUAUCGGAAAGUGAUGCUCAUUCUAGAAGGCAGCUUUCACCACCAUAAGAGUCUUUCACGACAUGACUCUGCCCCAUAAAAUUCAUUUAGCCACUUUGCACACGACUGUUUUGUGCUCUUAAACCAAAGUAGCCGUUAGAUAUGUGUUGUGGGAAGUGGCAGUCAAUGGGGAAAUAUUUUGUGGGGGUUUUUUUUCACAUUUUGGUGCACAGACAAUAAAGCACAUAAUGGCUAUACACCA